UCAGGUGGCUUCGUCCCUGGACUUGGUCAAGCCCCACCUAACAACAAUCCUGUAACCUUCAUGGUCACCAACGACUGUCCCAUCCAGGGUAACUGGGAAUGGUGUGGCCAGUCUGGCAAACCGGGAACAAGUAAG
Messenger RNA from Lymnaea stagnalis (great pond snail), 135 nucleotides. The record is from the annotation of a GenBank genome assembly. NCBI's taxonomy places the organism in Eukaryota, Metazoa, Mollusca, Gastropoda, Lymnaeidae.